GUGGGCACAGGGUGGCGGAAGCUCCAGCGAUGGGGAUCACACCUCCCUCCUCUGUUUCCUCAGGUGCAGGUGGAGGCCAGGAAAACCUGCAGCGCAAAGCGGCUGCCCGCUGUUGUCCGCCGCCCUCCAGCAUCCAGCGGCGGCAUGCCGGCUGUGUCCCACACCCUGCCCAAGGCAGGGGCUGGCUGUCUCUUCAACAGCCUGCAGCGGCGGGAGCAGGCCAGGGCAGAGCAGGCGCAGCUGCUGACUCUCCGGGGCAUCAUGGGUGACAGCUCCCUGCAGCCCACGCCUGAGAAAUGCUGUGGCCCCAGCAACACCUGGCCUCACAAGUGUGGUUGGAGGAAGGGGGGGUCAGGGGCAGCUGCUGCUGGACCUCAGCUUGGGGAGCUGCUCCUCUAUGUCAGGAACCCGCUGGUGCAGGACAUCGAUGCCGAGUGCGGGGCAGCCCCUCAGAAUCCCUGCCUCCCUAACCCAAAAAUCACAUGCCCCCGUGUUUCCCUGGGCUCUGUGCUCAGCCUGGAGCUGCCACGGGAUGCAGUGGUCUUGGGGUGCCACCAAGGGGCUGCGGCACGCCAGCAGGAGGCAGAGGGGCAGGAGCAGAGGCAGGAUGAAGGGGUGAGGCCUUGGAAGCCCACAGGCACACAUGGAGUUAGAUGGCAGGAAGAUGGGAACGAUCCCUGGGGGCCCAGCAAGAGGCCGGGGAUGUCACCCAAGAGCAAGCAAGAAACAUGGUUCAAGGAGGUGAGCUUCAACCCAAGCUACAGCCAACAAAGAGCACACUGUGCUGGGAAGGAGCACUGGAACCUGCAACACCCCAGCAGCACCAGUAAAGACCUUCUGGACUUGAGGUCGAGCCAGCCAUCCCAUGUUGGCAUGGGGGAUGGCCAGGAUGACAGCCCCACUGCCACUGGCAGGGCCAGGCAUCUCAGAGCUGCUUGGCUAGAGCUUGGAUCAUCCCCUGCCAGCACCCCAGGCAGGGCUGGAGCCAUCCCCAGCCCUGCCUGCACACAGCAGCCAGACAGCAGCAACCAGCCCAGAGGGUCCCCAGCUUCCCCUGCCGCCCCCAGCCAGCUCUCUGUCUUUGAGUGGGCACUGGGGUCUCCACAUCCCCAGAGCCCUGCACGGGUAACUGAGGAAGUUUGCCACCCUGCCCACAGGCAGUUUGAGGAAGAGGAGGAGGAGCUGCAAGCCAUCUGGGAUGGAGCACACGAACAACAGGCACAGAGCUCACCAGGAGACAGCUGUGCCAGCCACCGGACAGGCAGCAGGGCAGGCAGCUUGCACAGCCCCAGUGCCACUACUGGCGGGCCCCUCAUCCUGUCAUCAGCCAACAAUGUGCUAGUAGCCAAAUUCACCCUUCCCACCGCUGCCCAGCUGCUCCACAGCCCGUCAGGAGAGAAGAGCCCCAGGGUGGUGCACAGUGGCAGUGGCAGUCCCAAUGGGCUCAGGGUUUCCCCCUACUUGGAGGAGCUGGUGUCGGUAGCCCCCUUGGAUGCCUCCAGCACCUGGGAUCAGCGGAGGCAUCAGCAAGAGGAGAGAGAGAGCAGCAAGGUCCUGCCUGCUAAAAUGGAAUUUCAGAUGAUGGAGGGGACGCUGGAAAGGAAGCACGUAUUGCAGGCAGGAGGGAGAAAGGCCAGCUGCCGGGCCUGGGGCCUCUUUCACGCUGUGCUGAUGAGGCAGACACUGUGCUUCUACCAGGACCGCAGGGACAGCCUCAAGAGCUCCGUGGUGGCACUUCCCCUGAAUCUCUCCGGGGCAGUCUGCACCCCAGAUGCUGAAUACACCAAGAAGACCAACUGCUUCAGGCUUCAGCUGCAGGAUGGCUCUGAAUACCUCCUGAGGGCCCCCACCCAGCCCCUCAUGAACGAAUGGGUCUCAAAGCUGCAGCAAAACUCAGGUUUCCCCGAAGUGGAUUACUUCCAGGCAGCACCACAGCGUGUCAAGAGCACUGGUGGUACUGGCAGUUUCAGCAAGGUCUCCAGCCCUGGGACCUCCCACCUCCAGGGACAUCAUCAGGUCACAACCACCAAGAGCCAGGAGAUUGUGGGGUUACCCUGCGCAAGCCCACUAUUGCAGCGGCCUCUGGGCAGCCAGGAUGGCCCAGUCGAUGGGACUGUGACAGCAGCAGAGAAUGCUCAGGGGACUGGGCACAAGGAGCAGCAGUGGUCAUCCAGGGCGUCCCCCGGGCUGUGGGAUAACAUCUGCCCAGAGGAUGACUAUGGGCUGGUGGCCAACAAGAGGAGGUCCUACUCCUUCACCUCAGCCACCUACCAGAAGAUCACCCCGCUGGCAGUGCCCAAGGAGCCGGUGGAGGCCGGGAGCAGUUACUCCGUCACACUGUACAUAGGGGAGCAGGUGUCAGCCAUGCCCCGGGCACGCUGUCACUCCUUCGUGGCCCAAACAGGGAGCCCUCGGGACACACGAGGGGAGAAGACCACUAGCCCCCCUCGCACCAAGAACAAAUCUGUCUUCAAGAAGUUCUUUGGGAAAAAAGAGUGAGCCCCAGACAAAUGGAGAAAAUGCCCUAACCUGCCUCUUAUCCUCCUCUUGGGCCAUUCUGGCUUGAUCUCUACUCCCAGCACCAGUUCAUGGCUUACUGCCUCCCCAGGGGCAAGAGGCUGUGCCAAGUGGCUCUGCUUCAGCCAGCCCCAGGUCUGCCCUGUGCCCCAGGCACUGCAGCCCCCAGCCUCAGCCUGGUGCUGAGCACCCCUCCUGCCCAGUGCUCUCCCUGGGUGCUGCUGGCUCCCCAGGCAUCCUAAUGACACACAGCACAAGCAGAAGGUGUGGAUGAUGGUUUUUAUUAAAAGAUAAAUAGACAGUG
This is a messenger RNA of Lonchura striata (white-rumped munia), 2821 nucleotides long. Lineage: Eukaryota; Metazoa; Chordata; Aves; Passeriformes; Estrildidae. The record is from RefSeq and is a predicted model, not a curated record.